UGUUUUGAAAUUCGAUGUAAUGGAUAUUCGAUCGAUUUGAUUUUUGGGAGAUUUCAUACGACCGAGUGUGAUAUGUAGAUGUUUAUUUCUUAAAGAAAAAAAGAAGACUUUUCUUAUUUUUAAACAUUUAUUGCAUCAAAUUGACUUUACAAGUCUAUAAAAGUGAUUCAUCCUCUCCUCUGUGUAGUACAUUUUGAAGGCGACAUUAUUUUGGAAAAUCAACAAUUGCCGGACAAUUGGGUACCAUCGAAAAAGUUGCGGGCGAGAUUUAAUGUAGAAUUUGACAUCGCUAUAAGUGUGUAUAAACAGGACCGAAAGAUACCUCGUUUUUAUUAAGAUCAGGUGAAUGAAAAAUGUACCGAAAAGAGUGGCAUGAUGGUGACUUUUGUUUUAGUAAAAAUGACUAUUAUGAUGAUGAUGAUACAAACGAAAAUGACGAUGGUUGUGGAGAAUACAAUAAUACUGAAUGUUACACACCUAUUUUUCUUGCCGUUCACAAUGGUAAUUUAAAUCGCUUUCGUUUUCUACUCAAUGAAAAUAAUUUAGAAGAAAAAGUAUUUGGCAGAAGAAUGUUGCACGUGGCAGCAGCACGAGGCCACCUACAUAUUGUUGAUUUGCUGAUAAAAAAAGGAGCUACCAUUAAUGUCAAGGAUUAUAGAGAAAGAACACCUUUAUUCAUUGCCUUACACGAAAAUGAAAUUGAAGUAGCCGAAUUUCUUUUGGAAAAUAGUACCUGUUUGGAUAUUCCAAGUAAAGACAGUAUAAAGAUCCUUAAUGUCGCAGUUGCAAAGCAGAGUAUUAAAAUUGUCGAAAGUCUUUUAAAAAAAAGUGUCAAUGUGAAUGAAUCAAAUUAUCCAUGCUUCUGGAAAUCAAUGGCCAUUGCUGCUAGAGUUGGAAAUUUAGAAAUAGUCAAAUUAUUAAUGUCAAAUAUAUUUGACAAGUUUGAUUCAAAAAAUUAUGAAUAUUCAAAACCUCUACGUAUGGCCCUAGCUAAACAUCAUUUAGACAUUGUGAAAUAUCUGCUUGAAAAUAUAUCAAUAAUAGAUACAAAAAAUCCUCUCAUACAUUACUGUACAACAGAUAAACAUACAGAUAUCUUGAAAUGUCUUCUUGAUUUCGGUUUAAAACAAAAUGUGUAUACUUCAAAAAAUACCCUACUUCUUCAAUCAUUUGCAAGAGGCGAAUUAAAACUUUGGAGAUACCUAUUAACCUGUUUUUCCAAAAUCGAAGCUGAGUUAUGCUCCAAGGAAACUGAACUUCAUUCCGCUGUACGUGCGAAUCAAAUCGAAAAUGUGAAAGAAAUCCUCAACAAAGUAGAAAUGAAGUCUCUAGCUGGAGAAUUGGGACAAUUCGCUGUUUACAUUGCCGUUGAAAAUGGAAAUGAGGAAAUUUUAAAAAUACUCCUAGAAGCAGGUUGUUCAGUCGACAGUUGCUUUCGUGACAAUAUAACUCCUCUCCAUAUUGCAGCUACCUCCGAACAUACACGUUUAGUUGAAAUUCUUCUGAAGCAUGGCGCAAAAAUUAAUUCGAAAACAAAAGAAUGCAUUGUACCAUUGGAUUUUGCAGCAUCCGCGGGUCACUUUAAUAUGAUUAAAUUUCUCUUAGCCUCUGGUGCUAAGCCCCCUAAGAAGAGAAGGAUUCCAACACUUAAUCAUGUACUAUGUGGAGCAAAAUCAACAAUUACACCUUCAAUGUUUCAAAAUAUAUUAAAAAUAACAGAGUUGUUAUUAAUUGCCGGAGAUCUCAAGGAAAGGGACAGGAACAUUAUAGAUGAUUUAUUGACUACAGUCAUUAAUUUAAAAAUUUCUGUCGAGAAUUUACAAACUUCGAACAUCAGUGACAAUAAAGAGAUUGUGAACAUUAAAGAAAAAAAUGAGGAAUUUCGUACUGCAAUUAUUAGAUGCUUAUUUAAUUAUUUAAAGAAAAGUGAUCUUGCACAUGUUCUAGAUUCACAGUUAGAGAAAUAUAUUUCUGUAAUUAUUUUUGAAAUUAUUAGCGAAUACUACGAUUUUAAAGUACACCGAACCGAAAUUGGUGCUUUUGUACAUAAUUGGAGCUAUUUAUUUAUAGUCAAUGAAAUAGAGGACGUCGACAAGCUUUUAAAUGUCAUACAAAAGAACGUACAUUCAAGUAUUUUUGAAGGAAAACAAAAUGUACUUUUAAAGUUGAUAAUUGGACGUCUUGAAUUAUUAGCACCCAGAGACAAAAGAAUAAUUGAAUGUUUUAAUUCAAGAGAAGAUGUAACAAAAAUACAAGAAUUUCAAAAUGAAUGUCGACUACAGAUAAUAAAUAUGCAGAAAACAAAAGUUAUCGAUGAAUUAAAUUUAACUUUUUACGAUAUUUUGGUAAAGCCUUUUGAUAUAAUUACGAGGUGCAUAAGAGAUGAGACAUUAUUAAACACCAUUGAAUUGUCAUACGAUAAAUUUUCCGCUUAUGCAAAAUUAUUAAAGUUACGUAUUGAGAGAGCAAAGCGUAAAAUUGAUGUAAUUGACAUGUCCACGAAUUAUUUGUAUCAUUACAUUGAAGGGAAUUUUAGAAUUCAAUUUUCAACAAUUAAUAUAGAAAAAAUUUUACAAUAUCUUUCAAUGAGCGAUCUUCGAAUAUUAACAUCAGCAUUUUCUUAAUUUCCACACUAAUUAAGAAAAAAAAGUGAUAAAUAUAUUAAUAUUUAUAUUAUAAUUAUAUUACGAUGAAAAAAAUGUGGAAUUUCACUAUAUUAUCUUAUACUUGAAAUUUCCACACUUUUUCA
This is a messenger RNA of Leptopilina heterotoma, 2749 nucleotides long. Its product is annotated as ankyrin-1-like. The transcript is spliced from 3 exons. Lineage: Eukaryota; Metazoa; Arthropoda; Insecta; Hymenoptera; Figitidae. The record is from RefSeq and is a predicted model, not a curated record. Gene Ontology annotation, molecular function: protein binding. Bases 354 to 2624 code for a protein of 756 amino acids.